Molecule: messenger RNA, 324 nt
Organism: Gigantopelta aegis
Lineage: Eukaryota; Metazoa; Mollusca; Gastropoda; Neomphalida; Peltospiridae
Exons: 4
Coding region: 1-324 (107 amino acids)
Source: RefSeq, a predicted model, not a curated record
AUGGUGAUUAUUCCGGAUGAAGUGAAGGAUCACAAACGAUGUUCUACUAGAACCAUCAACCAACACGAUUUCGAUCGGGGUUACGUUGCCAUGAAGGACCCAGUAAAGCGAUCGUGCUGGGUGAAGCCUCUUGGUGAAAGAGGACAUAUGAAGAAACGAAAAAAAUCAUGGACAGUGGAGUAUAGAUCUCUGGACAAGGAUCGGGUGGAGAGAGAGGUUGGAAGUAUAUUGGCUGACUUCUGUUCAGACUCGUACGUCUUCAUGCUCAGACAAGAGUUUGCAGUAAAACCAGCGUGGAAUGCAUAUGUGUCUCGUGUUCUAUAG